UCCUCCGUUUUCUGCCCUUUCCUCUUCUUUCCAUAAUUCUUUUCUUUGAUUUGACACCUCUCUCUCUCUCUCUCUCUCUACACUUUUCUAGGGCUGUUUGCUCCUCCUCCUCAUAUUCUCAGCCUGUUCACACACCAAACUCUCUUCUUCCUCAACUCUACCAAUACAUCUACAUAGAGAGAGAGAGAGAGAGAAUACUAGCAAUGGCGAAGGAUUUGGUUUCUUCAUCUGAGAAUCUAGCCAUUUUGCAUACGCCGUCGUCUUCGGGAGUUGCUGUUGCUGAUGACAGCUUCGAGGACGCUUGUAGUAUCUGUCUCGAACCUUUCAGCUCCGACGAUCCCGCCUCGGUUACCAGCUGCAAGCACGAGUAUCAUCUUCAGUGCAUUCUUGAAUGGUCACAAAGAAGCAAAGAAUGCCCAAUAUGUUGGCAGAUUCUUGGCAUGAAGGAUGCUGCAAGUCAAGAGCUUUUAGCAGCAGUUGAGAAUGAGAGAACCUUGAGGUCAAGGCGUACUGUUCACCCAAUCGAUGAAGACCAUGAUAUCAAUCAAGAAGCUCCUUACAUGGAUGAUUCUGACUUUGAGGAGCAAAUUAUGUGGCAUUUCGCUGCUGCUGCAAGCAGAUCUCGCUACAUAAACAGAAGGGGAAGGCAGAGGUCUUCAGGAAUUGGUUCUUCACAAGUUCUUCCUGCUGCUCCAAUUGCAGAUGUGCCCAAUGUGCAGCAAAUGUAUACCUCUCCAGAAGAGCGCCAAAAUCCAGGUCAUGGGUUCUUAGCAGUGGAUUCACCAGCUUGUAGCACACCACAUACUACCAUUGAUCAAUAUCCACCAUCUGUGGUUCCACCUGUUAUGAAUACAGUAUCAAACUCUGCUGGAAACAGUGAUAGUCCUGCCCAGGCCAGUGCUUUUGACAGUAAGCCAACCGCUGAUAGUCAGCCAAGACGAAGCUCAUCUGACUUUCUCACUUUGUCGGAGUCCAUUAAAUCUAGAUUGUCUACUGCCUCAGCCAGGUACAAGGAAUCAAUCUCAAAAAGUACACGAGGAUUCAAGGAAAAAUUACUAGCUCGCAAUAACUCGGUAAAGGAAUUGAGCAAAGGAGUGCGGCGUGAGAUGAGUGCAGGAAUUACUGAAGUUGCAAGAAUGAUUGAACGUAUAGACAUUACUUCAAAACGAUCUGGAGUUUCUGCUCCCUUAUCCAAUCCCGCUGGAGGAACCUCAAACUCAUCUCAUAAAGGAAAGGGUUUGCAUGGGAAUGAGUCUUGUCAUGGAAAUACUGGGGAAACUGCACAUAACAUGUCUUCAGAUGCACCCAUAUCUGUCUCCAUCACCACUCCAGGUCGAUUGGAAGUUUCUCUUACACAGGGUGGAAACCAACGUUGCUGAGAUCAGGAUGAGGAGUCAACUUUGACAUGCGUAUUAUCAUCCAACAGAAGGCAUUUCAUGCAAGUGAUGGGUAUUGAAGAAUCAACCCCACUCGUAGAUAGAUGGUUGGUUCGCGUCCUGCAUUAGUUCUUCUAAACAUAUACAUCCGUCUAUGGUUAGGAGAAAUUAGUCGCUGUUUCCACCUACUGUUAACCUAAAAUUCAUGACCUGUAUCAGUUGGUUCCUAUAUAAUGCUGUAGAAUAUGGUAAGAGCACUGAAGGAGAGAUUUUUCAUACUCGCGUUUGCUUCCCAUUUCCCAUGUUUUUUUUUUGUCACUGAAUGCAGUAAGAUCCGAUAGACGAAUGGUAUCAGUAACCUUACAUACUUAGAUGGCUAUGGACACAACUUUUCUCCUUAGUGUUUUAAAGUAUUUUUUUUCGAAAUAGAAUGGUAUGAAUUUGAGUUUUUGGUUU
Ilex paraguariensis (yerba mate) is the source of this 1832-nucleotide messenger RNA. Lineage: Eukaryota; Viridiplantae; Streptophyta; Magnoliopsida; Aquifoliales; Aquifoliaceae. The record is from the annotation of a GenBank genome assembly.